CCGAUUUUCAUUCAGAUGUGCUCUUUUCUAUUAACAAAAUUUAUCGCGCCAUCUAUCAGUGAUUUUAUCAAUCAUGUGAUGUUAAAAAAAAAUUUUUCGCCUAAAAAAUUUAACUCAAACAUGAAUGUAGGAAAUCAAAUACCAAAUCUUGAUAAAAUUUUACGCGAUGAUGAUGAAUCUGAUUUUUUUCCAGCAGCAGGCUCAAAUUUAGCUGCUAUUUUUGGAUUACAAGCUAAAACAUUAGAUAGUGGUUCUUCGACAAAACAAGUUUCUAAAAAAUUAAAUGCAUCACGUACUUUAACUCAAACAAUUUCAAAUAAAACAGAAGUUAUAAUAGCUAAAGCAGUUCAUGCAUUUAAAUUACAAAACGGAGCUUAUAUUUCAAUUGGAAAACUUGGAAUAGCUCUUACAGGAAAUUUUGCGUCGAAAUUAUAUCAAAUUAUUUUAUAUAAAAGCAAACAAGAACAUGUGUCAGUUGUUACCGUGACAUCUAACUUUUUAUAUAUUAUACAACCAAAUAAUUAUUCAAGUUAUUAUGAUAGCAAUAAUAAAAACUGGUCGAUUUUAUUUGAAAAUAAUGAUGUCUGUAUAGAAUUUGCUAAAGAAGUAGGAUUAGCUCGAUAUUUUUCAGAAAAUAAAAAAAUAGAAAAUGUACUUUAUCAGGAUUUAUCACCUGCUAAUAAAGAUAUAACGGCAAGAGAGGGGGAUAAUGUAUUUAUCAAAUAUUUCAUUGUAACAGAAAUAACACAACCCCUUAAAAACAUUCCUACAACAUUUCAAACAAUGACGGUAGAAAUAUCUAUGGAUGAUAAUUGGGAAAGAACUUUUUUAGAAAGUAAUAAAGGAUUAAAACGAAUUUUAUUUGUACCUCCCAAUAAACAGAUUAGUUUGGGACCUGGAUUUCCUAAAGAAAAAGAUAUUAUAUUAGAAGUAGAAGUAAUGGAUAUACAAUCACCUGCAGAAACUGUCCAUUCGCAUACAAUUACAAGCGGUAAAGCUUCUAUUAUAUCAAGAAUGGCUAAAAUGGGACAGUCUAUAUUACCAAAAAUUCCUACAUCUACCACUACAGAUUCUGAAGAUACUGAGGAUGAUGUAUCGAAUAAAUUUCAAAUUCAAAAGAAAAUAGAAUCGUCAGAAGAAGAAUUCCAAAAGAAACAUUCUCCAGUGGAAAAUUCACACAAGAAAUCAAAAUUAAAAACUGAAAUAUCGACGACGAAUGCUCCUUGUAAAUCUUUCGUUAAUUCAUCUGUAUUUACUUCUCCUCAAUGGUCUCCCACACAAAUACAACCAAAUAUUGUCACUUUGAAUGGUCAGAUAUAUUCAUUACAAUCACAAACUGUAACUUCAACAAUACCAACAAUAAUAGAUCCAGGGUUAAAUAUAUUAUUGUCUGAAACUAGAAUGACAAAUGCAGAACUCAGAAUGGGAAUGUCUAAAAUAGCUGAUAAUGUACAAAAAUUAUUGGAUAAGUUUCAUCAUUUUGAAAUUCAAAAUGCUACAACUCCUAUAAAAGAUAAAACGACUUUAGAUGCUACUUUGAAAAUGUUGUUAGCCAUGGAUACAUCUGGAGAAAAGAAUAGUCAAUUAUCUAAAAAUAUUGACAUGACUAGUGAUAGUUUUAUAGAGUUAAAUGAAAUAAAAGACAGAAUGAGCUUAUUGGAAAAAGAAUUAAAACAAGCAAAAGAACAAGUAAAAGAUCUUGAAGUUAAAAAAGAAUCUUUAAUAAAAGAUAAUGAAAACUUGCAUAAAAUUAUUAAAGAGUUAAAUGCAUCUCUAAAAGAUUCCGAUACUGCAUUUUGUAAUAUGAAAAAAAAUUUGGAAGAAACAAAAGAACUUAAUAGCAGAUAUCAAGAAGAAAUAACAAUAUUGGAAGAUAAAGUGCUUAAAUUUUCCGAACAAUGUAGUACUACUGAAAAAAUUACAGAUUCUAAAGAAUUAAAAGAAAAUGAUAAUAAGAACAAGGAAAUCAAACAAAUAAUGAAUAAAAUUUAUCACACUUUAUUGGAUAAAUUUGUAGAUGAGUCCUAUUCUGUAAAUUAUAUAAAAACAAUAAUAGCAAGUACAAUAAAGAAUGUUACAUUACAAGUUUUAAAUAAUACUGAUGAGAAUGAUAUGUGUGAUAUUAAAAUAGAAUUAUCUUCUUCUAAUAAUACAGAAACUAAUGAUCUAAAAAUAUGCAAUACAGAAUCACAAAUUUCUAAUUUUGGACAGGUAUCUUCUGUAUUGCAAAAUGAACCACCCCCUGUUCCCCCUAUAGAUAAUGAGUAUGAAAAUGAUUGGUUACAUUAAUAAUUUUUUUUCGUUACGAAAAAUUUUGAAACCAAAUAAAAAUUUAUUCAAUGAAAAUAAAAUUUAUAUAUAAUUUAUAAAAAUUUAUAAAUCUUCUAAAGAU
Molecule: messenger RNA, 2392 nt
Organism: Apis laboriosa (Himalayan honeybee)
Lineage: Eukaryota; Metazoa; Arthropoda; Insecta; Hymenoptera; Apidae
Product: FK506-binding protein 15
Exons: 14
Coding region: 16-2289 (757 amino acids)
Source: RefSeq, a predicted model, not a curated record